Trichoplusia ni (cabbage looper) is the source of this 799-nucleotide messenger RNA. RefSeq names its product U11/U12 small nuclear ribonucleoprotein 25 kDa protein-like. Gene Ontology annotation, cellular component: U12-type spliceosomal complex. Bases 217 to 699 code for a protein of 160 amino acids. Gene Ontology annotation, biological process: mRNA splicing, via spliceosome. The record is from RefSeq and is a predicted model, not a curated record. NCBI's taxonomy places the organism in Eukaryota, Metazoa, Arthropoda, Insecta, Lepidoptera, Noctuidae. The transcript has 3 exons.
GCUUUGGCAAACAAGACAGAACUGUCAUAUCAUAUGACAUAUCUUGGGCCUGCAAAGUUGUUGGUAAAUAAAAUAUCCAAACUGCAAUUUGCCGAGACAGUACAAUUAUAGUAAAACUAGCGAUUGUAGAGAUUUGAAGUUGAACGCAAACGAUCUUUUUCUGGAUGUUCACAACUUGUUAAAAGUAAAUUUCUCCUUCGGAUAAGAGCAAUUGCAAUGGAAACAGCAGAAAGUUUAGAAAAAGACCAAGACGAGCAAGAAGAUGUAGCUAGUACAUUAUCACACGAUGAAUUAUUGGAGAUCACACAAUCUUCUCUUGCAACAUUGAUGAGUACAGAUGAAUUACUGAAAGAUCUACCGAAUGAUAUAAUUAUUGAAGAAAUUUUAUCACAGAUUGCUGUUGAACAUGGCCAGUCAAUAACAAUUUUUAUUUCAAGGGAAACUGAACCCACUUUAAAAGUUAUUGUUCCUCAAAAUGCAACAGUAAAAAGUUUAAAGAAAGCCAUACAAAGACACUUUGAAAUAUACAUGAAAAGAUCAGGAAUAAAAACUAAAAUAUCAUGGAGGUAUAUUUGGAAGACUUACAUCUUAAAUUAUGACAGCCUCCUUUUAGACAAUGACAAUGCUUUAAUACAAGACUAUGGAGUAACAAACAAAGUAACACUGUCAUUCAAGAAAAAAAGAUGCCAGAAAGUAUAGUUUGUAAAAGCUUUUAUUAUGUAUUAUUUCCUAAACAUAAAAUUUUACUUGCACCCCACGAUAACAUGUAUAAUAGUUGAUGUUUAUCAUACAAUCUACA